Molecule: messenger RNA, 2466 nt
Organism: Trichogramma pretiosum
Lineage: Eukaryota; Metazoa; Arthropoda; Insecta; Hymenoptera; Trichogrammatidae
Gene: Arr1
Product: phosrestin-2
Exons: 1
Coding region: 456-1613 (385 amino acids)
Biological process (GO): G protein-coupled receptor internalization; signal transduction
Cellular component (GO): cytoplasm
Molecular function (GO): G protein-coupled receptor binding
Source: RefSeq, a predicted model, not a curated record
GCCCCGGAGCUACGACGGGCAUGAAGAUAUGUUACAAUAAACGUGCAGACUGCAUCGACAAUUUUCGGCAGAGCCGCAGCUUCGAAAGCUCGAAAAACGAGACGACACACGACCGACUCCUUCGGAAACCCUAGCACUCGUAGAAUUUCGCGCGCGAUGUAAAAGCUACGUACGUACGUACGUCUGGAUGACGCUACGUGGUAUAUAUCUCUCUACUGUGCCGCUAUACACACUACAUCCGCUGCUUGAUCCGCCGAAACAGGAUUAAAAAAAGAAAAAAAAAAGAAGAAGAAGAAACCUCAGCAAGUCGAGAGCUUCCGCGGCUCGGUAUAUAAAACGGCCUCGCGGCUCACGCGCGCAACGCAGUCGACCGAGAAUCGUCGUCGCGCGCACGUUUCUAUAUACAUUAUUUAUAUAAUUGUUGUAAUAUAUAUAAUAAAUAUAACGACGUCAUCAUGGUGGUGAAUUUCAAGGUGUUUAAAAAGUGCUCGCCCAACGGCAAGCUGGCCAUCUACCUGGGCAAGCGCGACUUCAUCGACUAUCUGUCGGGGGUCGAGCCGAUCGACGGCGUCGUCCUCCUCGAUCAGGGCUACGUCGACACCCAGCGACGCGUCUGGAUCCAGCUCGUCUGCAGCUUUCGCUACGGCCGCGAGGAGGACGAGGUGAUGGGCCUGAACUUCCAGAAGGAGCUCUACCUCGCCUCGGAGCAGCUGUUCCCCCCGCCUGCGCGCAAGACCGAGCGCAACUUCACCAAGCUGCAGGAGCGCCUGAUACGCAAGCUCGGCCCGAACGCGGUGCCGUUCACCUUCGAGUUCCCGGCGACGUCGCCGUCGAGCGUCACCCUGCAGCCGGGCCCGGACGAGCACGGCGAGCCCUGCGGCGUCACCUACACGAUCAAGGUGUUCGCGGGAGAGAGCGAGACCGACGUCGGCCACAAGCGCAGCAGCGUCGCCAUGGGCAUACGCAAGAUCCAGUACGCGCCGACCAAGCAGGGCCGCCAGCCGUGCACCGUGGUGCGCAAGGACUUCCUGCUGAGUCCGGGCGAGCUCGAGCUCGAGGUCACCCUCGACAAGCAGCUCUAUCAUCACGGCGAGCGCAUCGCCGUCAGCGUGGCGGUGCGCAACAGCAGCAACAAGGUCGUGAAGAAGAUCAAGGCCCUGGUGCAGCAGGGCAUCGACGUCGUCAUCUUCCAGAACGGCCAGUUUCGCACGGUCAUCGACGCCGUCGAGUCCCAGGACGGCUGCCCCAUCAAUCCGGGCUCGAAUCUCCAGAAGGUGCUCUACCUGCAGCCCCAGAUCGAGCCCAACAGGGCGCGACGCGGCAUCGCCCUGGACGGCCUGCUCAAGGGCGAGGCGGGGGAGCUGGCCUCGAGCACGCUCCUGACGUCGCCCGACGUGCGCGACACCUUCGGCAUCGUCGUCUCGUACGCGGUCAAGGUCAAGCUGUAUCUCGGCGCGCUCGGUGGCGAGCUGUCGGCCGAGCUGCCCUUCAUACUGAUGCGGCCGAAGCCCGCCACGGAUCGGCUCAAGGUCGUCAGCACCGACGACAGGCUCCACAUCGAGGACGUGCACCAGCAGCAGUACCAGCAGGACGAGAAGAAGGAGAAAUAUUGAAUUGUUUCUAGAUAGGCACUUCUUUUGUAUUUCGAGUUAUGAUGCCGCCGCAGCUACUUUCUCGUAUUAUGCGCGCGUUGUUGUCGUGUCGUUGCUCGCUACGCGGAACAUAGCAGCAUGUACUUUUUUUUUUUUUUUUAAAUCUUUGGCAAUUGUGCGCGAUGAAUUUUUAAUCCGGGGUUGCACACGAGAACGUAUACAUACGGUGCGGCGUAACGCUUUUUUCAUCGUGAAAUUGAGCAAGCGGUUUGACUUUCGUUGAUUAUACAGACGAUGAUCGAUCGGUAAAGUCAAUUUUGUCCAACUCUCCUGCAAUUACUUUCACGCUUUCGUUUUGCAUUUUUAUCGCUCUAGUUUUCUCUAUAUAUUGUGAUAAUCGAAUUCAUGAAAGCUUUUUCUUCCACGACGGGGUAAAAAAAUAAAAUAAAAUAAAAUAAAAAACUGGUGAACGGGUAAAGAAUUAUAUUUUAACGAGGAAUAUAUAAGUUAGUUAAGCGUUAAUGAAUUUUUCGAAGCUUUUUAUGCAUCUGGGAGAAGGAGUUUGUAAAAAAAAAAGAAAAGUAAUAAUAAUCCAAUUUACCGUAUUACACGUAAAUUGCGUUUGCUUCGUCGUUGCGUCGACGAAGGCAAGUCUCUCGCGUAGGCGCUCUAUUGUAAUUAUAUUUUAUUUAGAUCAAUUUUAAAUAAAACAAAAUCUAGGUUGUAUCAUAUUAUAAUACUUGUAACGAUUAUUAUUUAUUUAUUUAUUGUAAAAAAAAGAAGAAAAAACACAAGAGACGAAGAGGCAGAUUAUACACACGACAUAUUACUGGAAUAAUAUGUGAUAUUUCAAUAAACAAUUACAGAGAAUUAA